AUCGCUGUUAUCAGAAAACAACAACUAGACGUCUUUCCAUUGGCCCAAUGAUGUUAUCAUUGUGUCGCUCGUUACGUGUUUGACGAAAAACUCAGUAGUUAGUGAAAAUUCCUAAGGGACAAUACGUUUUUAUUGAAAAUGGCUGGGAAUUUUUGGCAAAGUUCGCAUUACCAACAAUGGAUAUUGGACAAGCAAGAUCUAGUCAGAGAGCGUCAAUUAGAUUUACAAAUUUUAAGUGAAGAAGAAUAUCAAAAAAUAGGAAUAUUCUUUUCUAAUUUUAUUCAAAUUUUAGGUGAACAAUUAAAACUUAAGCAGCAAGUAAUAGCUACAGCAACAGUUUAUUUUAAAAGAUUUUAUGCCAGGAAUUCUCUCAAAUGUAUUGAUCCUUUGUUAUUAUCUCCAACUUGUGUUUUCUUAGCAUCAAAAGUUGAAGAAUUUGGUGUAAUAUCAAAUAGCCGUUUAAUAACUACUUGCCAGACAGUUUUGAAAAAUAAAUUGAACUAUGCAUAUACUCAAGAAUUUCCUUAUCGUACUAAUCAUAUAUUAGAAUGUGAAUUUUAUUUAUUGGAAAAUUUGGAUUGUUGUUUGAUUGUAUUUCAACCUUAUCGUCCAUUGCUUCAAUUAGUUCAAGAUAUUGGACAACAUGAAGACCAAUUAUUAGCAUUAGCAUGGAGAGUAGUGAAUGAUAGUCUUAGAACUGAUUUAUCAUUAUUAUAUCCACCAUAUCAAAUAGCUAUAGGAUGUUUACAAAUUGCAUGUGUUAUUAUGCAAAAGGAUCUCAAAUCAUGGUUUGCAGAACUAAAUGUGGACAUAGACAAAAUACAAGAAAUUUCCAGAUAUAUAAUCAACCUAUUUGAGCUAUGGAAAUCUUAUGAUGAGAAAAAAGAUAUCCAAGGCUUACUAAAUAAAAUGCCUAAACCUAAAUUACAGCCCACCCGAUAAUAGUUUAUUUUUAUUAACAAUUUUUUUACUUUUUGUAUACUAAAACUAAUUUCUAUUUUUAUUUGAAAAUAGUUAAUUAUUACUAGUUCAUACUUAUAAUUUGUUUGAUACAUGUAAAAUAAAAAAUUUUAGUACUUUUCAAUUUAAAUUGAUUAUUUGGUAUUUUUUUUAAAUUAAAUAGAUAUUUUAGACUUUUGCCACCCUAUUCUGCGGAUAAACGAGAGCACACUGUUACUGUAGUUUAUAUAAAUAUAUAUAUUAUUACUAAAUGAUUUUGUAUUUACUUUAUAAUUUGUGUUCCUUUUGAAUUAUUUAAAUUGAAAUAAUUUUAUUAGUGAUUUCUAGGGAUAGGGACUU
Messenger RNA from Aphis gossypii (cotton aphid), 1299 nucleotides. RefSeq names its product cyclin-C (gene CycC). NCBI's taxonomy places the organism in Eukaryota, Metazoa, Arthropoda, Insecta, Hemiptera, Aphididae. Gene Ontology annotation, molecular function: cyclin-dependent protein serine/threonine kinase regulator activity. The record is from RefSeq and is a predicted model, not a curated record. The coding region runs from base 139 to 942 and encodes 267 amino acids. Gene Ontology annotation, cellular component: nucleus; mediator complex. The transcript has 5 exons. Gene Ontology annotation, biological process: positive regulation of transcription by RNA polymerase II.